GGUAUCUUGUGUAUGAAGUUAAUAAUCAUUUCAGCCAGCAUUGCCCUUCCAACUUCCAAGGUGUAAAAUCUUAAGUCCCUUGUGUUGGGACCAUAUAUAAUUUUAUUGUAUCUUUGAGUUAGUUUGAAUCCCACGCGUCUAUAUAAUAAUAAUAAUCUUAAACACUUGAUGAGGUCCAUCGUAUAAACUAAAAUGAUGAUGACAAGCUUCCAAUAAUGUCUAUAGAAUUUAUAACAUCAACUACACAUCAAUAACAAUUCCACAUUUUAAGCUUCUUGUUCAAUCACAAACAUGGGAGGCACAAAAUCUCUCAAGAAUUGUACCUUGCUGCUUUCAAUUACUCUCACUUUGCUUUGUGGUUUUCUAUUGAGCUUUUCCAUGGCUACUGUUUAUUUUGUUGGUGACCAAGAUGAAUGGAAUAGCCAGACAGAUUAUGCUUCAUGGGCAGAGGGAAACAAUUUUACUCUUGGUGAUCUUCUAGUUUUCAAGUAUGUUAAAGGGCAACAUAAUGUGUAUGAAGUAAGUGAGGAGAGUUUCCGAUCAUGUGACACAAGCAAUGGAGUGUUGGCAAAAUAUGAGAGUGGAAAAGAUGAAGUUGAACUCAAAAAGGUGAAGAAAUAUUGGUUCAUUUGCAACAUUGCAGGGCACUGCCUUGGAGGCAUGAGAUUUGGAAUUGAUGUUAAACAAAGAACCAAUCUUACCCACCAUGCUUCAAAUUUCAGUGAUCAUGCAUUAACCCCACAUAACAAUAUUGAACCUACUCCCUCAUUUAAUAAUAAUAAUUCUUCUAUAAUUUUGAUGUACAUGUUUUUCUAUACUCUUUCUUCCUCAACAUUAUGA
Molecule: messenger RNA, 840 nt
Organism: Arachis stenosperma
Lineage: Eukaryota; Viridiplantae; Streptophyta; Magnoliopsida; Fabales; Fabaceae
Product: mavicyanin-like
Exons: 3
Coding region: 292-840 (182 amino acids)
Cellular component (GO): plasma membrane
Molecular function (GO): electron transfer activity
Source: RefSeq, a predicted model, not a curated record